Molecule: messenger RNA, 1021 nt
Organism: Quercus robur (English oak)
Lineage: Eukaryota; Viridiplantae; Streptophyta; Magnoliopsida; Fagales; Fagaceae
Product: BAG family molecular chaperone regulator 4-like
Exons: 4
Coding region: 135-929 (264 amino acids)
Biological process (GO): protein stabilization
Cellular component (GO): cytoplasm
Molecular function (GO): adenyl-nucleotide exchange factor activity; protein-folding chaperone binding
Source: RefSeq, a predicted model, not a curated record
CUUUAGUUUUUCUUACUCAAUAAUCUACCCUCUUGACAGUACAGAGUACAGACCUCUCUCACCUCUCUCUUUCUCUACCAACUCCACUUUUUUUUUUUUUUUCUGUGAUUCCAUGAUUUCAUUAUUUGGUGACUAUGAAAAGAGCAACUUCAAAGAGUGUUUUGAGCAAUGAGUUUGAUAGGGAGAUAGAUUGGGAGCUCAGGCCUGGUGGUAUGCUUGUUCAAAAGAGAGAUGCUGGGGAUGCUUCUGCUGGGCCUAUGAUCAAGAUCAAGGUCUGUCAUGGUUCUUAUCACCAUGAUAUCACUGUCCCUGCCCAAUCCACUUUUGGGGAUCUGAAAAGGGUUCUUGCCCAAGAAACUGGUUUGGAGCCAAAGGAGCAAAGAUUACUGUUUAGAGGGAAAGAAAAGGAGGAUGAGGAGUGCUUGCACAUGGCAGGUUUAAAAGAUAUGUCUAAAGUUAUACUGUUGGAGGAUCCAGCUAGCAAAGAGAGGAAGCUUAAGGAGAUGCAGAAAAAUCAGUGUAUACUAAAGGCUUAUGAAGCGGUUGCCAAAGUGAGAGCAGAGGUUGACAAGCUCUCUGAGAAGGUUAUUGCUUUGGAGGCAAAUGUUCAUGGCGGCGUCAAAGUGACAAAUAAGGAAUUUGUUGUCUUGACAGAGUUGCUCAUGCUGCAGUUGCUUAAACUGGAUUCAAUUGAGGCUGAUGGAGAAGCAAAAGUGCAGAGGCGGAUUGAGGUUCGUCGAGUCCAGAGCUUUGUAGAUACAUUGGACAAUCUAAAGGCAAGAAACUCUAAUCCCUUCAGCAAUAGUAAGAAUGUGGUGUCAGUCACUACCAAAUGGGAGAUGUUUGAGUCGGGAGUGGGAAGCCUGUAUGCCCCAACCCCACUGCAAUCUUCUACCAAAAUAACUCAGGACUGGGAAGUGUUUGAUUAAUUACAAGUUCAACACAUUAUAUGGGUCGUUCUAUAUAAAUUUGUAUCCGCAGUAUAUAUAAACAUAAUGUUAUGUGAACCAUGUUCAAUUUU